Messenger RNA from Closterium sp. Yama58-4, 3039 nucleotides. Lineage: Eukaryota; Viridiplantae; Streptophyta; Zygnematophyceae; Desmidiales; Closteriaceae. The record is from the annotation of a GenBank genome assembly.
AUGCCAAAGCGGCGUGUCGAAGGCGAAAUAACGGUUUCGUACGAUCCUGGACCAAGCAGCUCAGGCAGUAGGAGCCCCGUUGACAGUCCACAGUCUGCUUGUAGCAGCGGCAGUCGGAGCAAUUUACGACGCGAUAACAGCUGGAAUGACAGGGAACCGCUGCUUCCGGUGCACACAAAGCAGGCGACGAACCAGCAAAGAACUCCUUAUGGAUCGUUCUUGCGGAAACGUGGGUCGCAAGGCGACAUGGAGCAGAAACCAGCCAAGCUGCCGUUGGUCGAUACAUCGGGUAGAUUGAAUGUGGAACGGCGUGGAGUUCCCAAGCUGACAGCGUAUUGGAGUGAUCUAUUUCACACACUGAUUAACUCCGCCAUGACCAUUGGGUUUGGGGGAGAAUUGGUCCCUGAUCCUGACUGCUUCACACUGAACCUCCUUAUAGCCCUCCAAUCACUUGCUGCUCUGAUUGUCGCCUAUGCUUUGCUGGGGAUUGUCUACACACGGUUUGCCCUUCCCUCCCGUCGAGCGUCAUCACUCGUGUUCAGCCACUGCAUGGUGCUCAACGAGGAAGAUGGAGUGCCUCGCCUUUCAUUUCGGGUUGCUAACGUUCGCAAGCACCAACUCAUUGAGGCGCAUGCACAGCUGCUGGUGGCAAUCAACAAUAUUAUGAGUGCAGAAAAUGAGGCGCUCUUUAAGUUCUCCAAUCUUCCGAUCCUUGGAGGAGGCUUCGUCUUUCUUGCUCUCCCCUGCGUCAUCACGCAUGCAAUCACGAAGCACAGCCCACUCCAUGGCAUGUCCCUUGCUAUGAUGGAGCGCGCUGACAUUGAGUUCCUUGUGCUUAUUGAGGGCGUGGAUGCUCCCACAUCAGCCAAGCUGCAAGCACCAUGGUCAGGCGAUCACCAAGCGGAGUCCGAUGCGUGGACUUCACCAAGUUUCAUGACGUUCAGCCUGUCCCAGCUACCCUUCGCCGCCCCCACUUCCUCCCCCACGCGCCCUCCUGGGAGAAUCUCCGCAACCUCUCCUCCCUCUCCUCUCUCCCCAGCGUUCUCCGCCACCCCACUGCCGUCUCAACCGACAAGUGUGUGGAGUACUCCUCAUGUAGGGGCAUGGUCCAUGGAAGCAACAGCAGAGGCUGCAGCGAGUCGAGCUGUGGUGUUAGCUCCUGUAGCAGUCGCAGCUGCAUCAACGGCAGUCAUAGCAGGAGGCGGAGAUGCAGCAGCCACGGUAGGAACACCAGCAGGAUCAGCGGCACAAGCUCAUGUGUUUGAAGGGAGGAAGCAGAUGAGGCGUAUGGUUAGACGGGGGAGCACGGAGAGAUGCGAUCGAAUUGGUGGUGGGAUGACAACAGAACAAGGGCGACUUAGCAGGCGUGUAUCAUUUGAGGUAUCACCUGUCGCUGAAUUGGUUGGUGAGGGAAGGGCACAGCAAGGGGCUGAGGUGACAGCAGGGAGGGAAUGUGCGAGUGUUGCUCACACUGCAGCGGUGCUGGAUGGGGGUUGGUCUAGAAGGCAUGAAGGCUGCAAGGAAUUGACUCAAGGAGCAGACAGGCACAACAUUGAGGAAAUGGUGGUUGAAACUCCCAACAAGAAGGGGCGGAUGGAGCAGAGGGAUUCAGGUGGAAGGAGGCAUGGAAGGGCCUUUAGUGAACCAGCCAUUCCUGUUCCCAGCAGCAAGCGAAACAGUGCUUCUAGCAGGAGCAGUAUGAGUGGAGGCAUUGGAGUUGGUGGCAGGAGGAGCAGUGGUGCAAGCAAGCAGGGGAGAAGUUCCGGUGCCUCAGGCCUGCCAGGCUGCUGGACAGAUCAAAGUCCGCUGCUGCUGAUGAAUUCCUUCAGUGUGCGCUCGGCAUCACACAUGCUGGAAAUGGAUGCACGCCACAGGAUUGCUGUGGCUGAGAAGAGGGAGCAGCAGUGGCGGGCACUUGCCGUGGACCUUGCCAUGAAGGUGCAGAGCAGCAAAACACUCCAUGCGCCUGAUGUUGAUUGCCAUCCACUCCUCAAUAGAGCCAAGGAGAGCAGUUGCGUUGCGCCUGCCACAAUUCUGAGCGAAGUUACGAAUGUGGACUCAAUUCCUGUCCUUUCGCGAACAGAGGUGGCGGAGAGGCUUGCUGGCCACAAGCAUCCUAAUCAACAAAACUAUCGCGCGUUUUACUCGAGUGUGAUUGGUGGAAUUACGAAGGAUCCAGCAGCGAUGGUAAUUCCUAUUGACGAUCACAUGGCUCACAGAGGCCACGCUGUUUUUGACACCGCCAUUAUUUGCUCAGGGUACUUAUAUGAGCUAGAUGAGCAUGUUGACCGUUUUAUCAAGUCAGCUCGUGCAGCAAGAAUUGAACACUCAUAUUCUCGGGAAGAGCUUAAAGCUAUUAUCAUCCAGACUGUCGCUGCCAGUGGAGUGAGGGACGGCAGUACUCGAUACUGGCUCUCAGUUGGACCUGGUGGUUUCACUUUAUCCACAAAAGAGUGUCCAAGAAGUACCUUUUACGUCAUGGUCGUUGCGGAUAAUAAGUUCACAAAUCUGGAGGCUCCAGUUGCCGGGGUUACAGUGGCUACGUCAAGUGUUCCAAUGAAAGCUCCAAUGUUUUCAACCAUGAAAAAUGUAAAUUACAUGCCCAAUUCCCUAGUGAAGAAGGAGGCUGAAGAGAGGGGUGUAUUUGAAGGCAUUUGGAUUGAUGAGAAUGGCAACGUUGGAGAAGGUCCCAGCAUGAAUGUUGCCUUUGUUAAUGACAAAAACGAGUUCCUUGUUCCCGAAUUCAGUCGGGUAUUGGCGGGGUGUACAAUGAAACGAGUUUUGGCACUUGCAGAAGAACUGUUGAAAGAAGAUUCAGUUCCUAGGAUAAGCAGGAUAUGCCACCGGCCAGUUUCAGAGGCUGAAGCACGACAGUGCAACGAAAUGAUGCUUGUGGGCAGCGGGGUGUUGGUGACCCCUGUGAUUCAAUGGGAUGACCAGAUCAUUGCGAGCGGUUCUCCAGGGGCAAUUACCAUGGCCUUGCGGAAGCUGUUAGCAGCGGACCUACAUGAACAUCACUCUCGUAUUCAAGUCAACUAG